GUCCGGGCCCUCCAGGGCUUUAAAGGUCUGCACCACUGGAGCAAGAAAUACAGUUUGACUCUCUUUCCCUGCCUCUCUACAUAAACAUGGCCCCGAAAUCUUACCGCAUCGUCGUCCUCCCCGGUGAUGGUAUCGGGCCUGACGUCGUUGCACAGGCAACUCGCGUCCUGGAGCUCGUAUCGUCCACCUCUUCGACGGUCAAGCUCAACCUCGAGGCCCAUGACUUCGGUGGCAUUGCUAUUGAUAACCACGGAGAUCCUCUUCCGCCUUCGACGCUCAAGGCUUGCCAGGAGGCUGAUGCAAUCUUGAUGGGCUCUGUCGGCGGACCCAAAUGGGGUCCCGAGCUGAAGGUGCGCCCCGAGCAGGGCCUGCUCGGUCUACGCAAGGCCCUCGGCCUGUACGCCAACGUCCGCCCCGCCAACUUUGCCUCCGACUCCCUCCUCAACUACACCCCCCUCCGCCCCGAGAUCGCCAAGGGCGUCGACAUUAUCGUCAUCCGCGAGCUCAUCGGCGGUCUCUACUUCGGUCCGCGCCAGGAGCAGGGCGACGGUGACAGCGCGUACGACACGAUGGUGUACACCGUGCCCGAGGUCCAGCGCAUCACCCGCGUCGCCGCCCAGAUCGCGUUGUCCGCAAACCCACCCUUGCCCAUCCACUCGAUCGACAAGGCCAACGUGCUCGCGAGCUCACGCCUCUGGCGCAAGGUCGUCGUCGAGACCCUUGCAAAGGAGUACCCCCAGCUCACCCUCGACCACAUGCUCGUCGACUCGGCUGCUAUGGUGCUCGUCUCGAAUCCCAAGAAGCUGAACGGCGUCGUUCUGACGGAGAACCUGUUCGGUGACAUCUUGUCGGACGAGACCAGUGUCAUUCCCGGGUCGUUGGGUCUUCUGCCUUCAGCUUCGCUCGCUGGUGCCCCCGCCCUGCCAUCCGCCGCCAACUUUAAGCCAACUUCGGGCAUUUACGAACCGAUUCACGGCUCGGCACCGGAUAUCGCAGGCCUGGGUAUCGCCAACCCCAUUGGCACGAUCCUUAGCGCUGCGAUGCUACUGCGAUACUCCCUCGGUCUCGAGAAGGAGGCGCAGGCCGUCGAGACCGCCGUACGGAAGGUUCUGGACGACCCAAGUGCCGGAGGGCUCGGUCUCCGCACCGCCGAUCUCCGUGGCAAGGCAACAACCGUGGAGCUCGGCGACAAGGUCGUGGAGCUGUUGAAGGCGAGCCUCUAAGUUAUCACACAAGAGAGAAGAAACGCACUGUAUUUUAUACGAGCUUUGCUGUUGGACUACAUGUUUGCAAGAGCCAUUCCCAUAUUAUCCGGAACAGAGAAACG
Coniophora puteana RWD-64-598 SS2 is the source of this 1327-nucleotide messenger RNA. Its product is annotated as 3-isopropylmalate dehydrogenase. Gene Ontology annotation, biological process: L-leucine biosynthetic process. The transcript is spliced from 5 exons. Gene Ontology annotation, molecular function: NAD binding; magnesium ion binding; 3-isopropylmalate dehydrogenase activity. Lineage: Eukaryota; Fungi; Basidiomycota; Agaricomycetes; Boletales; Coniophoraceae. The record is from RefSeq and is a predicted model, not a curated record. Bases 87 to 1223 code for a protein of 378 amino acids. Gene Ontology annotation, cellular component: cytosol.